This is a messenger RNA of Penaeus vannamei (Pacific white shrimp), 1281 nucleotides long. Lineage: Eukaryota; Metazoa; Arthropoda; Malacostraca; Decapoda; Penaeidae. The record is from RefSeq and is a predicted model, not a curated record.
GAGAAAGGCAGAUUUAAGAAAACACAUGGUCAUUCACACGGGUGAGAAGCAGUACAAAUGUGAAGUGUGUGGACAAGAGUUUUCUGUCAACAGUUCUUACACCAGACACAUGAGGAUUCACAGUGGUGAGAAACCUUACAAAUGUACCACAUGUGGGAAGGACUUCAGAAGUGGAGGCACACUCAAACAGCACAUGGUUAAGCAUACAGGAGCCAGGAAUUUUAUAUGUGAGGUGUGUGGAAGUAGUUUCAGUCUGCGGCACCAUUACACAGCCCACUGGAAACUUCACAGUGGAGACAUGCCCAUCAAGUGCAAAGUGUGCUCCAUCUCGUUUCGGAAUUACAGUGCUCUCCGACAUCACCGAAAGAAGAACCACCCAAAGGAGGAAGCAAAUAGGCUGAAGAACCUAAAAAUGAAAAUGAUGAGAGUAGAUGAAAUCAAAGUGAAGCCAAAGCCAAAGGUUGUUGAUCCUUCCAUCGAUGUCUUGCAGCAAGCAAUGGCAGCAGCAGUUGAAUCUGUAAAUUAUGAAUGUGUUGACUCGUACACUCAAACUCUGCCUGUGAACGUUGGCACGAGUGACAGUAUUGUCUCCAAGAUCAUUGCAGAUAAACUUGCCAGUAAGGAUUCAGUUGUUUUAGCCAUUACAGAUAUACAGGAAGAAGAGAUUGAAAAAGUAGACACUGUUAGCAACAGCCGAAAGUACAUUCAACAAACACUGAGUAAUGAACUUGGAGACAGAACACAUGCCAGUAUUGUCCACUCUGUUGAUGUCAGCGAUGGUACUGCUUCCACACUUAGAGAAAGUGAAGAAAAGAGUACAGUUCAUUAUACAAAUGAAAAUUCUCUGCACAGCUCCUUCUAUAAUGGAGAUGGAGUAGAUAGUGCCAGGGACUUCAUUGUUGUGAAUAAUGAGGGUGAGCCUAUGCCAGACCUAAAGCCUGAGAAUGUAAAGGUUGUCCAAACUAGUAAUGAAGACACGUCACCCAUGUACAUUGUCUUGUCAGACAUUCAGGCUCAGGACUCACAGCUGUAUAUUGUUCUUGAUAAAGAUGCUCAUGUUUCAGGCUAGAUGUACACCAUUUCAGUUUCAUUGGAAUGGAUGCGAUAACUUUUAGAAACCAAAUGUGGUUCAUGAUAAGGUACUUGUUUUUCAUAUAUCAGUUUUGUGGACCAAAUUAGAUAGGUUGCUUUGGGUAAAAUUACUAGUCUACUGUAUGAAAAUAGACAAACAGGCAUGAUAUCCAUUUUCAGGAGUAUAUACGAUAACAAGCUUGUAUUUAU